Trifolium pratense (red clover) is the source of this 1446-nucleotide messenger RNA. RefSeq names its product (+)-neomenthol dehydrogenase-like. The transcript has 5 exons. Lineage: Eukaryota; Viridiplantae; Streptophyta; Magnoliopsida; Fabales; Fabaceae. Gene Ontology annotation, molecular function: oxidoreductase activity. The coding region runs from base 460 to 1356 and encodes 298 amino acids. The record is from RefSeq and is a predicted model, not a curated record. Gene Ontology annotation, cellular component: membrane.
AAAGCAGGAUGAACUCUUCUCUGUGAGGUGCAUUACGCGGCGCGUGAUGCUUUACGCCCCCAGCGUAGUUGAAAUGCAUCAUUUCCUGCAUAAUUUCCUGCUUUCUUGUAUUCCAAGUAACCUUGCUUCUGAGUUGAUUUCUCUUGGUUUAUUGCUUAAAAACCUCUAAAAUAAGUCUAAUGUUCCUCAAAUAAGCAUGGAUUAUGAUAGUGUGACGAAACGUCAUCAUGUAUCAAUUUUUCAAUAAGGACCCUCGAGUAAUUUUUCUCAGUUCAGUCAAGUGCACUCAAAAUCCAGCUGUCAAGAAAAUAAUAUAAUAUUUAGAGUUCAUAAAAUUUGUCCAUCUGAGGAGAAUGAUAUUUAUCUCUUGGAAUUUGCCAAAGGAUGAAAAAAUCUCUUGUUUAAUAGCACCUUGGAAUUUCCAAAUUUAACAUUUUUGCUAAGUUCCAACUAAAGAUCAUGGGAGACCAUACAGAUAGGUAUGCAGUUGUGACUGGAUCAAACAAAGGAAUUGGAUUUGAGAUUGUAAGGCAGUUAGCUUCAGCUGGAAUCAAAGUGGUACUUACUGCAAGAGAUGAGAAAAGAGGCCUUCAAGCUUUGGAAACAUUCAAAUCCUCUCCUUUAUCUGAUUUUGUUAUCUUUCAUCAACUUGAUGUUGCUGAUGCUUCAAGUGUAGCCUCUCUUGCUGAUUUUGUCAGAUCCCAAUUUGGCAAACUUGAUAUUCUGGUUAACAAUGCUGGGAUUAACGGAGUUGAAAUUAAAGACAGUGAAUUAUACAGUCAAGUACUCAUUACGAACGGGGCACUAUCUGACGAGGAAUUGAAAAGGACAAUGACACAUACAUAUGAUUUAGCUAAAGAAUGCAUACAAAUAAAUUAUUAUGGUGCUAAAACAACAUUUGAAUACCUUCUUCCCCUCCUUCAAUUAUCUGAUUCACCAAGAGUUGUCAAUGUUUCAUCAGCAUUGGGAAAGAUUGAGUGUGUAUCAAAUGAAUGGGCUAAAGGCGUAUUCAGCGAUGUUCAUAACCUUACAGAAGAGAGAAUAGAUGAAGUUAUAAAGGAGUUUAUCAAAGAUUAUGAAGAAGGGUCCUUAGAGAGAAAUGGUUGGCCGAGGUUUUUGGCUGCCUAUACUGUUGCUAAAGCUUCGAUGAAUGCGUAUACAAGAAUUAUUGCAAAGAAAUAUCCUACUUUCCGCAUCAAUUGUGUUUGUCCUGGUUAUGUCAUAACUGACAUAACUGCUAAUACUGGUUUCUUCACGGUAGAAGAAGGUGCUUCACAUCCUGUUAGGAUAGCACUAGUUCCUAAUGAUGGUCCAUCUGGCGUUUACUAUAUCCGGAAUGAAGUCUCUUCAUUUUGAUUGUAUUAUAUUAUAUAUGUUGUUCAAUUUUAUGGAUUAUGAAUAAACUCCACUGGAACCCCUUAAAAUCACUUUAUAUUUAUCGUUUCA